Trichomonas vaginalis G3 is the source of this 651-nucleotide messenger RNA. Its product is annotated as Chain D Ribosomal Protein S3. Gene Ontology annotation, molecular function: RNA binding; structural constituent of ribosome. Gene Ontology annotation, cellular component: nucleus; cytosolic small ribosomal subunit. Gene Ontology annotation, biological process: translation. The record is from RefSeq and is a predicted model, not a curated record. Bases 1 to 651 code for a protein of 216 amino acids. NCBI's taxonomy places the organism in Eukaryota, Parabasalia, Trichomonadida, Trichomonadidae. The transcript has a single exon.
AUGAAGGCACAACGCUGCACAAAAGUCCGCCGCAUUAUUGAGACAGGUCUCUUCUACGCCGAACUCAAUGAGCUCCUCACACGUGAACUCACAAAGGAAGGCUAUGGUGGCUGCGAAGUUCGCCAAACACCAACACGCACAGAAAUCAUCAUCAAGGCUGCCAACACAAAGGAGUUCGUUGACAACCACGGCCGCCGUCUCCAGGAAGUCCGCAUGAUGAUCCAGAAGCGCUGGCGCCUUAAGGAAGACUCUCUUGAGAUCUUCAUCGACCGUAUCCAGCGCAAGGGCCUUUCCGCUCUCAACCAGCUCGAAUCCCUCCGCUACAAGCUUAUCGCUCGUAUCCCAGCUCGUCGUGCUGCCUACUCCAUCAUCCGUUUCGUUAUGGAUGCUGGCGCUCGUGGCUGCGAAGUCGCUAUCUCCGGCAAGCUCCGUGGUGCUCGUGCUUCCACAUCCAAGUAUAAAGAGGGCUACAUGGUCAAGUCUGGUGAUGUUACAAAGCAAUUUGUUACACAGGCUGUCGGCCACAUCCCAAUGAAGCAGGCUACAAUCGGUAUCCGCGUCCUCAUCAUGCUCGCCCAGGACCCAUCUGGCAUUUCUGGUCCAAAGGAGUCCCAGCCAGAUGUCAUCAAGGUUCAUGAGGCUAAGGACUAA